AUGUCGAGCAUCAUACCUGUAGACCUGCUUUCGUUUGCUACGAAUCCAUCAUACCUAAGCACCCUUGUCACAACCAACACCUCCAAUCCAGACGUCAUCAGCCUCCUCUCCUACGAUGAAAGCUUCGUGGAUAUCAUCGGGGAAAACGCAACAGCACGCCAGCUGCACAGCUUCGACUGGCAAGCCUUCCACGAAGCCGGCGUCUACAACAAAGCCACAAACAAAAUCUACAUCACGAGCAACUGGGCCGGCUCCCUGUCAAACCUCGAAAACGUCACAAUCAUCGACAUGGAGGACAACUACUCCGUAACCUCAACCCGCUACGGCAACCUCUCCACACCAAACGGCGGCACAUCCUACUACCCACCCGGCACACAACAAGAAGGAACAAACACAACAGCACCCUACCUCCUCUUCUGCGACCAAGGCGACUUCAACAACUACUCCUCCCUCGUCUCCGUCGACCCCGUCACCGGCUCCUCCCAAAGAAUCCUCACCUCCUUCCUCGGCCGCAACUUCAGCGGCAUCAACGACGCCCGCCAACACCCCCACACAGGCGACAUCUGGUUCACCGACACCGACUACGGCUACUUCCAGUACUUCCGCCCCGUACCCGAGGUCCUCAAACAAGUCUACCGCUUCAACCCCGCCACGGGCGAAAUCGCCGUCGUGGCAGACGGCUUCAUUCAACCCAACGGCCUGGAAUUCUCCCCGGACCUCAACACCCUGUACGUCAGCGACACGGGCGCUCAGCAGUUCGAUCGCAAUUUCACGCGCCCGUCCACUAUCUACGCUUUCGACGUCAAGGACGAGAAGAGGCUGGAUAACCGCCGUGUGUUUGCGUAUGCGGACACGGGGUUUCCGGACGGUGUUCAUGCGGAUACAGAGGGCAAUGUGUGGGCUGGGUGUGGCGAUGGUGUGCAUAUUUGGAACUCUGCAGGCAAGCUGCUGGGCAAGAUUUGGAUUGGUGUUGAUAGCAAUAAUUUUGCUUUUUUGCCGGGAGCGGUGCUGGUGUUUAGUAAUGCGCAGUUGUGGAUUGUCGAGGGGGUUAAGGCUGUGGGGAGGGAAGUUUGUAGGGAUUUUGGCGUGUGUUGA
Molecule: messenger RNA, 1095 nt
Organism: Dothidotthia symphoricarpi CBS 119687
Lineage: Eukaryota; Fungi; Ascomycota; Dothideomycetes; Pleosporales; Dothidotthiaceae
Product: lactonohydrolase
Exons: 1
Coding region: 1-1095 (364 amino acids)
Source: RefSeq, a predicted model, not a curated record